Branchiostoma floridae (Florida lancelet) is the source of this 1773-nucleotide messenger RNA. Its product is annotated as ketosamine-3-kinase-like. Bases 69 to 1100 code for a protein of 343 amino acids. The transcript has 9 exons. The record is from RefSeq and is a predicted model, not a curated record. Lineage: Eukaryota; Metazoa; Chordata; Leptocardii; Amphioxiformes; Branchiostomatidae.
UAGAUGCUACCCAUCCUCCGGUUCCAUGUCAAAGGUCAGGUUCUGAUGGAAUUGAUGAUCAUGAGUUGAUGAGUUUAGCUCCAGUAAGGUUCAAGUUACUGGGUCGCUGUCUGAAGAAGAGAUCUCACGCGUUAGAUACACGUAGGAGAGUCAUCCAUACCAGCACCAUGGAGGAUCUUCUGAAGAGAGAGUUGAACACGACGAAACUGCGGCCCAUCGGUGGCGGAGGCGGCUGUAUCAACCAUGGCGAGGGGUACGAGACUGAUCAGGGGAAGUUCUUUGUCAAGAUGAACGGUGACAAGGGGGCAAGAGUGAUGUUUGAAGGAGAAAAUGCCAGUUUGGAGGCCAUAGCAGCUACUGGUGCUGUAACAGUGCCUAAACCUAUCAAGGUUUUAGAUGACCCACGAGGAAGAGGAGCCAUGCUGAUUAUGGAACAUGUAGACAUGGGGGGCCUGAGGUCAUAUGCUGAUCAACUGGGAGAACAAAUGGCAAGACUGCAUCUCCACAAUGAAGAGGUGGCUAAAAAGGCAGCAGCUGGUUCGUCCAGAGUCGGACAUGGCGGGGAUGCGGCGCCAGCGUACGUGUCACAGUUUGGCUUCCACACGAAAACAUGCUGCGGUGCCAUCCCCCAGGAUAACACAUGGUCGGAUGACUGGGUGUCCUUCUAUGCAACCAGGAAACUGAAACUCCAGUUGGAUCUGGUAGAGAAAGAUUACCAUGACAGAGAGACUCGUGACCUUUGGCCCCAGCUGGAGCGGAAGCUGCCAAAGUUUUUCGAGGGUCUGAAAGUGAGCCCGUCACUACUACAUGGAGACCUCUGGGGAGGGAAUGCUGCUGAGAAUGAUAAAGGACCGGUUAUAUUUGAUCCAGCAUCCUUCUAUGGCCACCAUGAGUAUGAGUUGGCUAUAGCCUCAAUGUUUGGAGGAUUCGGAGGAAGGUUUUUUUCAGCGUACCACAAACUUCUUCCAAAAGCUCCUGGCUGGGAGGCAAGGCAUGAACUGUACAAACUCUUCCACUACUUGAAUCACUGGAAUCACUUUGGGUCAAGCUACAGAGGAUCCUCAGUCAGCAUCAUGAAGAGUCUUCUGAAGGAAUAUUAAUCAUUUAACAUAAACCUGCAACUGUUACUUGCAUUGAAGUUAGAUAUUGCUCUGAGUUGUUGAAAGGCCCUUUCAACAUUUGUCACUUUGAAUGUCAUUGUGGAAAUUUUUACCUGCUGUGCAGCAACGUUUCACUUGCUGUUUGGACAAGCUUGCUGCCUAUAAAUGUAUUACAUAUUCUAUUUAUUUGAAUUCAUGCUAUAAGUCUUUUGCAAAAGUGAGGGCAAAUGUUACUGUAAAUCUUGAAACAUCUGUAGCAGUUUUAUUUCACAGUGACCUCUCGACUGUAAAUUCAUGUCACCAGGAAAAUGCAGUGGCGGCGGCACCGGGAAGGGCAGGGGGGGCGACGCCCCCCCAGAAAAGCAAGCUGAAACCUUUUGUAUUUUUUUGAUGAUGGAAAUUUCAUUAAAUCAAGCUCGUCUAACGGCAAAAUUUACCCCCAAAAAUGCAAGAAAUGGCGUUUCAGAGUCCCGAUUUCAAAAUUUCGCCAGACCUCCCUUGUGACGGCCCGCGUCUCCGUCGCAGGGCAAAUGUUGCGGGAGUGUCGCUCUCAAAAAUCUUUUUAACUGAAUCUUACUAUCGUACUUAGCUUAGUUUACAAGCAGAAUGUGGCCCCCAAAUGCAGGAAAUGACGUUUCAGACGGUCAAGAUUUCAAAAUUUUCUCCGGACCUC